This is a messenger RNA of Culex quinquefasciatus (southern house mosquito), 3286 nucleotides long. RefSeq names its product transcription activator MSS11. The transcript has 4 exons. Gene Ontology annotation, cellular component: Golgi membrane; Golgi apparatus. Lineage: Eukaryota; Metazoa; Arthropoda; Insecta; Diptera; Culicidae. The record is from RefSeq and is a predicted model, not a curated record. The coding region runs from base 299 to 2185 and encodes 628 amino acids.
CGUCCCCGUCCCGCUGGCCGUGCAGUGUCGUUUCGUGCAACAAAAAUCACAAUAAAAAUCGUAAAUUUCUACCGUCGAUUCCCCCCAUUAUCGUAAUUGAGCGACUCUAAUCGGCACCGCGCGUGUUCCCCAAUGCAACAGUAGACGACCUCCGGUGGAAAGCAACGCAAAUAAAUUGCAAUUUCGUGGUGUGAAAGUUCCGUAUCCGCGAAUCGGCAAAAACUCGCGAGUGUCGUGUGUGUCCCACUUUUCCUACGCGCGCGGGGCUGGGAACCGUGACUCCGGUCGGGUAGCCUAGAUGAAAAUGAGCGCACCCCGGCUGGUCGCCCGGGCUAGCCGGAGCCGCUUCUUCGUCGGACUCGGCAUCCUCAUCCUGAUGGUGGGCUUCGUGGCCAUCUUCCACAGCUCGCAGCAGCAGCUGGACCAACUGAGGAACCUGUCGAUCCGGUGCGAGCAACAGCAGGAGGCCAUCUCGGCCAAGAUGCAGGUCGUCGUCGACCAGAAGCUCCGUCUGGAGAACUCGCUGCAGUCGGAACGGCUGGUCCACGAGCAAAGCCGGGUCGAGCUGCAGCACAAGGUGCACGACGAAAAGGAGCAGCACACCAAGGCGGACCAGGAGGCAAACAUCCGGUACGCGGCGCUGCAGCAGCAUUACACCCUGAUGAAGAGCCAGCUGGACGAUUUGACGGAGGAAUGUUCCAAGAGCAAGCGGAAGCAGCUGGAGGAGAUCAACUCGUUGCAGCGCAAGGUGACCGAACUGCAGGGAAAGGUGGCCCUGCACCGGAAGGAGUCGGCCAGCGAUGUCGAGCAGCUGAAGGCCCAACUUGCUCAGGCAAGGCAGGAAAAGGUCAACCUGGAGAGUACCUAUCGGCAGAAGCUCGCGUUCAAGGAGAAAACCAUCGAAUCGCUGAAGCAGCUGAACGAAAAAAUGGAAAAGGAAAAUUCGCAGUACAUUGAGCUGUGCAAAAUUCCUCCGGGGCAGAUGCCGCACCACUACAAGGCGGCGGAAGUGUUUGAGCAGCUUCCGCCGGGCAUCCCGAACUCGGGCCCGCUGCGGAACUUUGCCGAGCAGAUUUCCGUGAGUGAAGAUUUGUAUAAAAUUCCCGUAGUUUUGCGCAAUCGAACAACUUCUACUAAUGGUGUCGGUGCUCCUCCGGGGAAGGCCAGCGAGGAAACGCGCGGUGUGAUCGCUAAGCCGUUCGAAACUAACGCCGUCAGGCCAAGGCCAGCUUCCGCAGCCGAUGGGGGCGUUAUUAAUUCUGUGGAAAAUUUUCAGAUCAUUCCCAAGCCACUGCCGCUGGUGUUCGAGGACGAAAGCAAGAAGCAACAGCCCAACAACCAGAACGUUCUGCAGCAACCGCAGCUGUUGAAAACCUCCACGUCUAUUUCGUCGGCGUUGAACAAGAAAACGUCCGAAAGGAACAGCAAUCUGCAGGUGCCCAUCCUGGCCGCACCGACUGUAGUCUCCCCGGAGGGCAGCAAAUCGUCCUCGUCCACGACCAGCACGACCACCGCCAGCAACGGCCUAGUGAAGAAACCCGCCAGCAAGCACCGCUCGCUCCCGGAAGGCGUCGUCCCGUUCCCAGAAAACAUGGAAGACCUCAUGAAGGUCGACGAGAACAAUAGCGAAAACGCCAUCAACAAUCGGUACCAGAACGCGGCCUCGCACCCCAACGCGAACGGCGCCGACAAGCGCACGCGCAACGACAAAGAUCUCAACUUUAUGAACGCCAACGUUGAGCUGGAGAACGGCGCCCAAGAAGUGGACGACUUCAACCUCGGAGGUGGCGGCGGCGGCGCGGCUGCAGCCCACAACGACCAGCUGCAGCAGCCGAACGUGAAGGACAACGGCGGGGACAAUCUGAACGCCGCCGAGGAGGACACCAAUCUGUACGAGCAGAAGCAGUUUGCGAAUCAAGGGCAAGGUCAGCAGCAGCAGCUGCAGCAUGGUGGAUUGGACUAUAAAGAGGUGCAUCAUCAUGGUGGAGGCGCGAAGGGAGGAGGCUUCGGGGAGAAGCUGAUCAACGAGAUUGCGCGGGAUCACGGCAAGGAGGGGGACAACUACCCGAACGAAAUGGAGGAAGAUUUGCAUCUGGACGGGCAGCAGGAAGCGGAGGAGGAGGGUGAUGUUGGUGAAUACGAUGAUCCUACGGCGCUAAAGCAGGGCCAUGCAGAGCGCAACUAGAUGGCACGUGCGUCAUCAUCGCAACUACUGGAGAAUCACAGCAUGAUGGUUGUUGCGGAUAUUAGAUUCCCCUUUUUCAGGUUCCGUACUCAAUGACAAAACACAAACAGACACAAACACAACAAAAAAGAGAGAAUCUAUUUUCUACCACACACAAUUAGUGAUGAUAAUUAUGCUGAUGAUGGUACGAGGUUUGUUUCUAGUUAGUGCAGUUGUAGUAGAUGUUAAGUGAAGCCAAGAUUUGCGUAAAAUUGUGUAUCACGAAAAUUUAUUGUAGAAGAAGCAGAAAAGUUGCAUUUCGUUGUAUAAAAUACAUGAACCCACGGGAAAUUGUACCACAACUCGACCUUACUCAGUUGAGAUUGUUCGAAUAUUAGUAUAUUUUACGCAAAACAAUUUCCCAGUGGCGAUUAUCAAAUGGAGAAAGUAGACCCAUUUCUUGAGAUUUAUUUAGUUAACGCAAUACUGAUAAAAAAAAAAUGAAUCGAGUGCGUACUACCAGCGCUUCUUGCAGCGGUAUCUUCCGUACUUGUUAGAUUUAAGAGAGACCGGGUUGAUUUUUCUUCCUAACUGUGAAAGUGUAACGAAACUAGCGUUUGAGUUACUUACGCCGCACAAUCAUAUUAAUAGUUUAUUUGCGUUUUUUGUUAAAUUAUUCGAGUUGAUUAAAAAUAAAUCGUGUAACCGUUCCACUAAAUUUAGCAGUUUUCAAAAUGAUUUAACUUAUGCUAAAUAGUCUAUAGUUUACUCAGAAAGACUCUUACGCUAAACGAUGUUCGUCCUUUAGAUCCUUAUUUUGUUAAGAUACAAGCUCAAACGUGAUUUUUAUAAUGUCAAGCUAAGGUUAAUUUGGUUUCACAAACGUCUUUUGUGCAUGCAUUAUCAAAUGCAGUCUGUUAGUGAGAUUCAACGUGGUAGCUUCUUUUUUGGUUCCUCUUCUCAUUGCCAUACAUAAAGUCUGUAUUUUCGGUGUUUUAUUUUCCGAACAAUUGCAUAACUGCGAACGCAAAACCGAAAACGGAACCUGUGUGUAGAAAGAUAAGUCCACCUGUUUAAAUCAUUUGGUAAGCUUUUAAAGAAACCUAAACUUCACAACAACAA